AUGCGAUUAGCCAAGGCCAUUGACCAUCAGCACUCAGGCGAUAUAGAACCAGGACAGCAGUCACCAUACGGCAUGUCAAACCUGGUUACUGAUCUUCAAAAGUGCCACAUGGAGAAUGUGCAGUUGAUGGAUAUGGUCCAUUACCAGCAAGGGCUCCUCGAAAACCAAUCUCAUCAGAUUUCGGUUCUUUCCCAGGCUGUGGCUGCAGGCGGCCGUGAGGUUGACCAGAAAAUAGUUGAGCCCACUAGGGCGAAUAUGCAUACACCACUACCGGGUGGUGCCUAUAAGCCAAGAACUUUCAGUGUGUCCAGCUCCUAA
Molecule: messenger RNA, 318 nt
Organism: Monascus purpureus
Lineage: Eukaryota; Fungi; Ascomycota; Eurotiomycetes; Eurotiales; Aspergillaceae
Source: the annotation of a GenBank genome assembly